Molecule: messenger RNA, 3282 nt
Organism: Labrus bergylta (ballan wrasse)
Lineage: Eukaryota; Metazoa; Chordata; Actinopteri; Labriformes; Labridae
Source: RefSeq, a predicted model, not a curated record
UGUCACUUCUUAAAUGAUACAGGUGUUAAAAUAAAAUGCAGAACGCUUUAAGACACUGAAGUUUGUGUCCUGUGUGGAUACAAGUCAAUCAUUUGAAAAAAAAAAAAAAAGAAACAGGUGUGAUUGCUUUUCUACCGGUCUCUGUCAGUUACAGCCAGCUUUCCCUGUCUGACUGGCAAGACUAAGCACAGCUCAGGUGGGAGCAGGGUGGGACGCACAGACACGCACGCCUGCCUCUGCGGGGCCUGACUGUGAAAUCUUUGAAAUCCUGCUGAAGUUCCAGGAGAGGGAGGCGGAGGGAUCUCACAUGCAGGCGCUGCGGUUCCAGCCAGGCUGACGCCGCCGAGGCUGUGUGGCGCUCGGCUGGAGGAGCGGAGGCUCCGGGGCUCUUCAAACCUGCGUAAAGUCCUCCACAUAACGCUACGAUAAUACAGGAAGCACUUUUUUUUUUACCUUCACAAUAAGAGCUGUAACAAUCAAUGUAGGGCUAUGAGAUCCGUGCAGUGGAAUUAUUUGGCCAUUUUUGUUCACAUUGAGCUAUUGCUAUAUCAUCACACUGCACAUUGACUGUAGAGCUUCCCCUUAAGUGCUUGUUAAGGGGAAAUAUCUUCAUAUACUAAGCUCGAUAACGUUUGUUUAGGCAAACAAUGAGACAUUGUCAUCCAGUAAGGCGUACACAUUAGCUUGUCAUUGCAGGAAACUUUAAACUGUGGCGUAAUGAAUGGCUUGAGCAUCCCUACUUCAGGUGGGAGGAUUAUCCCUUUGGCUGCAUCUUGCGAAGCAUAUUUGUAAACAACGCUUUUAUUUUGAAGCUCGGAACUGGAUGCAUUAUUCAUUAGGCUGGCUUGACACCUCAACGCCAAUACACGCUCGCAGACACAUCACACACACACACACACACACACACACACACACACACACACACACACACACACAGACACACACCUUGGCUUGAACCUCUACUCACUGGCUGCGAAGCAUCGACACGCACGAGGCUGUCUGCGAUGCACUUGUUAUCACAACAGAGGGAACCAGGGUUGGUCACAUAGAACAGAAUGUAGGCAUGCUGAUUCAUACUCCAUUUUUACCGCCAAAUUAGCAGCUAAUACCAUCUCUCUCUGCUCUUGCCAGAUGAUUGAAACUUGACCUGGAUCUGACUGUGCGAGGAACAACCUUCCCUGCUGUACACUUUGAAUACAGAGCUACCGGAUCCCAUCCGAGCCAACACAAAAGGGAGAGUUCAACUCUUCAUCCAGCCCUGCUUGGAAGUAACGCAACAACAACAAAAAACAACUCUAUUUACAAAGACUUGUUGCGCUGCUUCUUUUAUCGUCUACCUCUGCCCUGGCUUCUCAUUAUUUGCCUCCUCACUCCUGUCCUCCUGGGAACUUUUAUCCCUUUAACAUCACCCAUCAGCUCAUCUCGCCACCCAUUUAUCCAUCUCAUAAUGAACUCGUCUGCCUCCAUUACGUCCCUCUUCUCCUUCACCAGCCCGGCCGUGAAGCGUCUGCUUGGCUGGAAACAGGGAGAUGAGGAGGAGAAGUGGGCAGAAAAGGCUGUGGACUCUCUAGUAAAGAAACUAAAGAAGAAGAAAGGGGCGAUGGAGGAGCUGGAGAGAGCACUCAGCUGCCCUGGACAGCCUAGCAAGUGCGUGACAAUUCCCCGCUCUCUGGACGGCAGGCUUCAGGUGUCACACAGGAAGGGUCUGCCUCACGUCAUCUACUGCAGGGUGUGGCGCUGGCCCGACCUGCAGUCCCACCACGAGCUGAAGGCCCUGGAGUGCUGCGAGUUCCCCUUCGGCUCUAAGCAGAAGGACAUCUGUGUCAACCCGUACCACUACAGACGCGUGGAGACCCCAGUGCUGCCACCCGUUCUGGUCCCCCGCCACAGCGAGUUCAACCCUCAGCACAGUCUACUGGCAAAGUUCAGGAACGCCUCCCUGCACAGCGAGCCCCUGAUGCCCCAAAACGCCACCUAUCCAGACUCCUUCCCUCCGCUGCCCUGCCCCUCCUUCUCCUCCUCUCCUUCCUCCUCCCUCACCCAGUCUCCCACCACGCAGAGUUACCCCAACUCCCCCAACAGCUCUGCGGAGCCCAGCAGUCCCUACCACAUCACAGCUGAGACGCCCCCUCCUCCGUACAGCAUGAUGGAGACGAGCCCUAAAGAGGAUGUGAAGUCCAGCAACUCCACAGAGACCCUCAAACUCACGUUCUCCGCCCCGCACAGAGAUUUACGGCCGGUAUGUUACGAGGAACCCGAGUACUGGUGUUCCAUAGCGUACUAUGAGCUCAACAACCGGGUGGGGGAGACUUUCCACGCGUCAUCCCGCAGCCUCUUAGUGGACGGCUUCACAGACCCGUCCAACAACAAGAACCGCUUCUGCCUCGGCCUGCUGUCCAACGUGAACCGCAACUCCACCAUCGAGCACACACGCAGGCACAUAGGCAAAGGUUUACACCUGUACUAUGUCGGCGGUGAGGUGUACGCUGAGUGCUUGAGCGACAGCAGUAUCUUCGUCCAGAGUCGUAACUGUAACUUCCAGCACGGCUUCCACGCCACCACAGUGUGCAAGAUCCCCAGCGGCUGCAGCCUCAAGAUCUUCAACAACCAGCUGUUUGCUCAGCUCCUCGCCCAGUCUGUUAACCACGGCUUUGAGGUCGUGUAUGAGCUCACCAAGAUGUGUACCAUCCGCAUGAGCUUUGUGAAGGGCUGGGGUGCUGAAUACCACCGUCAAGACGUCACCAGCACCCCCUGCUGGAUUGAGGUGCAUCUGCAUGGACCUCUGCAGUGGCUGGACAAGGUCCUCACACAGAUGGGCUCCCCACACAACCCAAUUUCUUCAGUGUCAUAACAUGAACUGUGUUUCCUGGUGCUUCACACAGGUGGCCAUGUGGUCUGUAUGUUUUGCCACAUCCAUUUUUUUCUGACCUAUGGUCCCCUUCUUUGACCCCUUCAAAUAUAUUUAAAAAAAAUGUUAUCAACUCCUUUUGAAACGUGAUAGACUGAAUGUUAUUUAGCUAAUUUAAAGCAAGUGUAGUGAAAUGAUUGUGUUCUUUAUUUUGCUCCAGAUAGACUAUGAUAAACUGUUUCUCAUUUCUGUUAUGAUUCUGCACAUUUUCUGCACUCCUUGAUAUGAAACAUUGAGAUUUAUUUGUAGGUACUCAAAGACUUGUGUUACCUUGUGUUGUGUUAUUAUGAUAUAAUGUAUUGUAUGUACAUGUGUUGACUUACUGUACAAGUUGCUUUUUACUUGUUUUAUUAAAGUUGUUUUGUCUUCUGGAA